AUGUCAUCCAAAGAUGCAGCCAAAACAGCCUUCAGAACUCUUAUUUGCAACUUUUACUACACCGUCAUGCCCUUCAAUCUCAAAAAUGCUAGAGCCACCUAUCAAAGGGCUAUGACCGCAAUCUUUCAUGAUAUGAUGCACAAGGAAAUUGAAGACUAUGUGGAAGACAUUGUUGUAAAGUCAAAGACAAGAGAAGAUCAUCUUGCUAUCUUAAGAAAAGACUUUGAAAGGUGUCGGCUCUACAAGCUUCACAUGAAUCCACUCAAAUAUGCCUUUGGAGUUACGGCUAGAAAAUUUCUGGGAUUUCUUGUUCACCAAAGAGGCAUAGAUGUUGGUCCUAGCAAAGUGCAAGCCAUUGCUACUAUGAAGCCACCUAUUACACUCAUGCAGCUCAAAAGUUUUCUUGGAAAACCACUCAAGCUGCAUUUGGUUACCAAUGAAGAAGCAAUUAGGGCACUCAUAGCCCAAGAUGAUCAAGAAAGGAUUGAGCGACUAGUUUACUAUAUUAGUAGAAAGCUAAAGGAUGCUGAAACCUGCUACCCCAGGGCUAAAAGGGCUUGUGUUGCUCUAAUAUAUGCUGCCCAGCAAUUGUGUCACUAUCUGCAAGCUCACAUAAUCAUCGCAAUCACCCCAACAACUAUAAGAGGUCAAGCCAUUGCUGAUUCGUUGUCAAACUUUCCUAAAGAAGACAGCUGGAACAUUACUGAUGAUGUACUUGGUAAGCUGCCAGAAAUUGCACUAAUGGAAACAGUUGGAGCUAUUUGGACUUUACGUUUUGAUAGAUCCUUUACCACUUCUAAAGGAGGAGCUAGAAUAGUCCUAUCCAAGAAUAUCGGAGAAUCAGUGGCUAUGUCAUUCAAGCUUGAUUUUCCAUGCACCAACAAUAUGGUUAAAUAUAAAGCGUACCUCAUGGGCCUAGCGGUGGCUCGUGAAAUGGGUAUUAAACAUCUUCAACUAAUUGGAGAAUCAAAUCUGGUUGUUUGCCAAGCUAAAGGAGAUUUUGCACUCAAGGAACCAUCUUUAGCUCUAUAUAGAGCUAUGGCUCAAAGGUUGGAGGACUCUUUUGAAGAGUUCAAUAUUGAACACUCUCUAAGGUUCGACAAUCGCUUCAUCGAUGCUUUAGCUACCUUGGGAUCAAAAGUCAGUUUUGAGGAUUGGCAAUCAUCCCUUAAAGAAGCAUUGUUAUUACCCGAUGAGAAAGAUCAUUUGAAGGUGCUUAAAGAUUACACUCUAAUGGCAGGAGAGCUAUACAAAAAUCUUCCUGGAGGAGUUCUAGCUAGAUGCUUAAGCCCUGAUGAGUCCACUAAGCAAUUAAAAGAAGUUCAUGAAAAAUAUUGUGGCUCUAGCUGUUCUAUCAGUCUUUACAAACGCCUUCUAGCAGGGCUUGAUCUAGUAGGCCCAAUCAAUCCAGCAUCCAAAGGCCAUAUUUGGAUACUAGUGGCUACCAAGUACUUUACAAAAUGGGUUGAAGCCACUCCCCUAAAGAAGGCUAUAGGCCUAGCUGUUGCAAAUUUCAUCCGAGAGCACAUAAUCUGCAAAUUUGACAUCCCUCACAAGAUUGUUACUGAUAAUGGCACUCCUUUUGCCAACAAGGAUAUUCGAAAGUUACUCGACCAUCGUCACAUCAAGCACCGCAAGUCCACUACCUAUUAUCCACAAGGCAAUGGUCAAGCGAAAGCUACCAACCGAGUGCUAUUAAGAAUUCUCAGCAAAAUGGUGCAUGAAUAUGAGGGUGGCUGGAUUGAACACCUGCUGGAAACCUUGUGGGCAUACCAAAGCUCAAGAAAAAUAGCCAUCAGAUUAUUACCAUUUUCUCUUGUAUAUGGUACCGAGGCUAUAUCUCUAGUUGAGCUAUUGGUUCCCACCCCAAGGGUUGUUCAUGGACAAGAAACAGACAUGGAUGCUGCCACUUGUGCAGAAAUUAGAACUACAAACCUUGAAACCUUGAAGGAGACAUGA
Molecule: messenger RNA, 1959 nt
Organism: Quercus robur (English oak)
Lineage: Eukaryota; Viridiplantae; Streptophyta; Magnoliopsida; Fagales; Fagaceae
Exons: 5
Coding region: 1-1959 (652 amino acids)
Biological process (GO): DNA integration
Molecular function (GO): RNA-DNA hybrid ribonuclease activity; nucleic acid binding
Source: RefSeq, a predicted model, not a curated record